GCAGCCGGUGGCGAGUACCCCUCAGUCGGACCCGUACCACCACUACUUCCGGCGUCUGCUCCGCGCCCCCCCAUGUCGCUGCCGCCGUGGUACCGCCCUCUCGCGGCUGCGCAGUGGCACCAUCCCAACCGCACCGACCGGUAACCCCGCCCACGGGAAGAGGCGGGCUCGGAGGGGGAGGAGCGACUACGAGCUUCUGGGAGAAAGGACCUCUCCUGGGGUGGCGGAAGCGCUCGCCUGCUCACAGCCAACGGAGGGCUGACAUUCACGUUUCAUUCUGCCACACUCGGGAACGGUGAUCGAGGAAGCAUGGGGAUCCGGGAGAAGCACCCGCAAAACUAGCAUCCUCCUGGAGGAGCUCGGGAAUAGGAUGAGUGAUAAUCCACCCAGAAUGGAAGUGUGUCCUUAUUGUAAGAAGCCAUUUAAACGAUUAAAAUCUCACUUGCCAUACUGUAAGAUGAUAAGACCAACCAUACCUACUGAUCAAAAAGUUUAUCAGUCCAAGCCAGCUACACUCCCACGUGCUAAAAAAAUGAAAGGGCCAAUCAAAGAUUUAAUUAAAGCUAAAGGGAAAGAGUUAGAGACAGAGAAUGAAGAAAGAAAUUCUAAGUUGAUGAUGGACAAACCAGAACAGACAGUGAAGACCUUUCCACUGCCAGCUGUUGGUUUGGAAAGAGCAACUACUACAAAGGCAGAUAAAGACAUCAAGAAUCCAAUCCAACCAUCCUUCAAAAUGUUAAAAAAUACUAAGCCAAAGACUGCUUUCCAAGAAGAAACCAAGGCUCAGUUUUUUGCAUCAGAGAAAACCUCUCCUAAAAGAGAACUUGCCAAAGAUUUGCCUAAAUCAGGAGGAAGUCGAUGUAAUCCUUCAGAAGCUGGAGCGUCUUUACUGGUUGGCUCAAUAGAACCUUCUUUGUCAAAUCAAGAUAGAAAAUAUUCCUCAACUCUACCUAAUGAUGUACAAACUACCUCUGGUGAUCUGAAAUUGGACAGAAUUGAUCCUCAAAGACAGGAACGUCUGGUAAAAUUACUAGACGUGCCUACUGGUGAUUGUCAUAUUUCUCCAAAGAAUGUCAGUGAUGGGGUUAAAAGGGUAAGAACAUUAUUAAGCAAUGAGAGAAAUUCCAAAGGCAGGGAUCACCUCUCAGGAGUCCCUACUGAUGUUACAGUUACUGAGACUCCAGAAAAGAACACAGAAUCACUCAUUUUAAGCCUUAAAAUGAGCUCAUUAGAUGAAAUCCAAGUCAUGGAGAAACAAGAGAAAGGACUUACUCUUGGAGUAGAGACGUGUGGAAGCAAAGGAAAUGCAGAGAAAAGUAUGUCUGCAACAGAAAAGCAGGAAAGGACUGUCAUGAGCCAUGGCUGUGAGAACUUCAACACCAAGGAUUCAGUCACAGAAAACAAGUCUCAAGGAGAAAGACCACAUUUAAGUUUGCUCAUUCCGAGGGAGACAACUUACGAGUUUUCUGUAUCGCAGUCAAGUAGUCAAAGUCUUGCCUCUCUAGCUACAACAUUUCUUCAAGAAAAGAAAGCAGAAGCCUGGAAUCAUAAUCGUGUCCCUGAUGUAAAGGCAUUAAUGGAGAGUCCCCAUGGACAGGUGUCUCUGGAGCCCAAAUCUGAUAGUCAGUUCCAAGCAUCACACACCAGGUGCCAGAGCCCUUUAUGUUCAGCCCAGCGUCACACUCCUCAGAGCCCCUUCACCAACCACGCUGCAGCUGCUGGCAGGAAGACUCUUCUCAGCUGCAUGGGGCUGGAGUGGUUUCCAGAGCUCUAUCCUGGUUACCUUGGACUAGGGAUGUUGCCAGGGAAGCCUCAGUGUUGGAAUGCAAUGGCCCAGAAGCCACAACUUACCAGUCCCCAGGGGGAAAGACUCUCGCAAGUUUCUUUGUUGGAACGAAGCUCAACUGAUAUAAGGAGUUUGGAACCCCCUACCGGACUUACAACCUCCAACUUCUCUCUGAUGAGGCUCUUGGGAGCUGUACAAAAAGGCUGGAUCAGGUGCAACACCACCAUAAGGAAGAGUGGAGUCGGUGGCAUCACGAUGCUCUUCACAGGAUACUUUGUCCUGUGUUGUAGCUGGAGUUUCAGACGUCUGAAAAAAUUGUGCCGACCCCUGCCCUAGAAGAGCACAGUACCUCCAUGUGUUGGUGUGGCGAAGACGACGGGAUUGCCGCUCUAAAACAUGUUUGGAUUAGGAAGCACAUUUAAGUAGGAGAAGCCUUCGUGACUUCUCUCUAGUGCCUUCGUGCCCUGUGUUGCCCACUGAAUUGUCCUGUAACACCUAAGUGUAGUGGUAGCAUUAAGGGUUAGCUUUUUCAGCCCUCAAGGUUAUCAGGAACAUUUGUAUCACUGCUAUAAAUAAAGUAGUAUCACUUGUCAUAAUCAGGAUGCUAAAACAUAAUGAAAAAGUUUAACUUAGUCACAGUAAAUAUUUUAUAUCCCUGAAAGUAAGUUAUUUAAUGAGAAUAGAACUAUUUAAUGAUCCAUGAGUCUUAAAAGGAUAUCUGCCUUGUAUUGCCAAGUUUAAGGCAAAGGUGAGAUCCUGUAUUAAUAAGAAGACGGCUUUUUUCUUUAUUGGUAAGUACCAAGAAUUCUAACUCACAUAUAGUAGGAAACAACAAAAAGUCUCCACUGACUUCUUUGAAUUAGAUACCGAGAAUCCACAAAUAAAGUAGUGUGGGUAACUUUCAAGAAGCCAUUGGAAACAUCUCCACAUUCUGGAAUUACUUGUAAAUGUCUACAGAGUAAUGGAAGGAAAGGCUUGUCUGCUCAUUGCUGCCAUCUGGGUUGGGAAAAUAAUUGAAGAUUUGUUAUCAAGUCCUUCAAGAAUCUCUUCUUAAUGUUCAGAAUAGUUUAAGAGUGUUGUUGAGGUAAACUGAUUGAUAGCUGACUGAUUAUUUUCUGAGAUGUAGAUCUAAACAAACUCAGCAUGACCAGGAAGCACACUUCACAGCUCCAGGGUGCAAUACUGAUGUAAAGUUGCCUUGUGAGGGUACAUUUUUCACUCAUGUAUGCAAAAUUCCUAUCAGUUCAUUUGCACAGCCAGUUCCAAUCAUGUAUGUGAUCACCAGAUUAAAAGCUUCAUCCAGAAAGACAAGACUCCUCAGAACGAAUAGUAGACAAGUAAGACUGCUACCUGCAGAAGCCAGUACGCUUCAGGUGUGAGGCGGGGUAACUACUCAUCUCUUCGGAGCCAAGGAAAAAAAAGAACGUCUCUAACAUGAUUUACCAUUUUAAACAGCCUUAUAAGCUUUGUCUCUUAAAAUCAUGCUGCAGAAGGAGAGAGGGUAAAAGUCGUGUUCUGCCCUGUCUGUGGCAUUGGUGAGAGCCCCGCUAGGUAAGAAGCAAUGCUUAGAUCUUGCUUCCAGGCAGCAGCUUGAAUUCCCGAAUCUUCCUGCAAGGUGCAUACAAAUGCAGCAUGAGAAUCCAUACACGUAAUCCAUAUUCACCUUCCCAUCCAUCCUGCAGAAGAGGCAUGGUGACACCCAGGCUACUGUCCAUGCUUGAGAGGACGUAUUUAAAGGUUCUGUUACUAAAAGUUGGGAAUAUUCACCGGCAUGCCUGAAUACCCCGGCUGUAGCUCACACGUGGUCUGUGUAAGUGGAUUAACCUCGGGGCAGUCUUGUUUAAUCCUGAAUAAUAUCUGAAAGACUGAGUUUACUUGGGAACGUGUAGUUUUUCUAAUGCACAUUAAAAUUUAUUUUAGCUGUUAAAAAUAAAAUCAUUUUAUUAUCAGCAGACUCUUAUACUUUAUGGGGAAUCUACAUACUACUUCCGCCACUCUUCAUAAUAAAAUUAUUUGUAAAAU
Molecule: messenger RNA, 3808 nt
Organism: Nomascus leucogenys (northern white-cheeked gibbon)
Lineage: Eukaryota; Metazoa; Chordata; Mammalia; Primates; Hylobatidae
Gene: MTNAP1
Product: chromosome 14 C17orf80 homolog
Exons: 6
Coding region: 371-2122 (583 amino acids)
Source: RefSeq, a predicted model, not a curated record